Messenger RNA from Pseudoliparis swirei, 1420 nucleotides. RefSeq names its product quinoid dihydropteridine reductase a (gene qdpra). Bases 74 to 784 code for a protein of 236 amino acids. Gene Ontology annotation, molecular function: NADH binding; NADPH binding; 6,7-dihydropteridine reductase activity. NCBI's taxonomy places the organism in Eukaryota, Metazoa, Chordata, Actinopteri, Perciformes, Liparidae. Gene Ontology annotation, biological process: L-phenylalanine catabolic process; tetrahydrobiopterin biosynthetic process. The record is from RefSeq and is a predicted model, not a curated record. The transcript is spliced from 7 exons. Gene Ontology annotation, cellular component: cytoplasm.
CCUCUCUCACACACUCUCUCUCUCUCUCUCUCUCUCACACACACACGCCUUGCAGCUGUCACAUCCCGUCAACAUGUCUGCAAACCGGGUGAUCGUGUACGGAGGAAGAGGAUCUCUGGGCUCCAAGUGUGUGCAGCAUUUCAAGUCCAAAGGAUGGUGGGUCGCCUCCGUCGACAUGGCCGCGAACGAGGAGGCGAACGAGAACGUCAUCGUGAAGUCGAGCGAGUCGUUCAGCGAGCAGGCGGGACAGGUGACGACGGAUGUGGCCCAGUUGCUAGGGGAACAGAAAGUGGACGCCAUCUUGUGCGUGGCGGGAGGCUGGGCGGGAGGAAGCUGUAGUUCCAAAGAUUUAUACAAAAACGCGGAUCUGAUGUGGAAGCAGAGUGUGUGGACCUCCACUAUCUCCAGCCACCUCGCCGCUCUGCACCUGAAGCCAGGAGGACUGUUGACUUUGGCCGGGGCCAAGGCUGCACUGUCGGGCACCGGGGGCAUGGUGGGCUACGGCAUGGCCAAGGCUGCCGUCCACCAGCUGUGUCAGAGUCUCGCGGACAAGAACAGCGGGAUGCCGUCGGGAGCCGUCGCCGUGGCGAUACUACCGGUUACCUUGGAUACGCCGAUGAACAGGAAGUUCAUGCCUGACGCGGACGUCGGCUCCUGGACGCCGCUGGAGUUCGUCUCAGAAUUAUUCUUCAACUGGGCCACUGGAGAGAACCGGCCGGCUUCGGGAAGCUUAAUGCAGCUGCUGAGCUCCGGAGGGGAAACCCAGGUGGUGGCCUCGCAGUAGAGGACAGAGCAGAGCGCUGGGGAUGGUGAUUUAAGGCUGUGAAGGGAGUGACAGCGAGAAACUGGAUGACACAAGGAGGUGGCGAGGAGACGACUCAUGGGUUCAUUUUGAAGGAGGGGGGAGGAGCCGUUUAUUGCAAAUGCAGCCUCACAGCGCCAUCUAGUGGUGACUGUGUUGUUUAUCAGGUAAUGUUGUGAUGGACUCUCUCUCUCUCAAAUGUGAGGACCUGUUCAAGGUAUUCUUUCCAAGAUUCAGUGACGUUAAAAUGUGUUAAAUGAGACGCAUCUUCUACUCACACAGUCCAAGAGAGGAAAUUGAAGAAGAAUUCCUGAAAACGCAUCAUGUGACUUCCUCCAAAAUGCACAUCGGCGACUUUACACCUAAGCUUCAGUCGUUUUCUUUAAACUUCUGUGAAAUCCAACACACACACACACACACACACAUAUACAUCAGUCACUGAAAGUCCUCUUCCGCUGGGGGAAAAACCCUCAAAGCCUCAUAACGCCACUGUCUUAUUCUCCCAAGCGGACAAUAAGUAUGGAGGUGAAGUGGCCUUAUUUUAUGUUUCCUAGCCGUCAGUGUCCUUUGUUGUAUUGUAACCGAGUGAAUUUCACAAUAAAAUGAAUCAAAACCGAG